This is a messenger RNA of Pieris napi, 1375 nucleotides long. RefSeq lists its product as uncharacterized. The transcript has 2 exons. Bases 242 to 1039 code for a protein of 265 amino acids. The record is from RefSeq and is a predicted model, not a curated record. Lineage: Eukaryota; Metazoa; Arthropoda; Insecta; Lepidoptera; Pieridae.
AGGCAAGUCAGUGCUGACCCGAAAAAAACCCAGUGUAAACUGAUUUGAAGUCAGUACAGUGGCUUGAAGUCAGCGCUGACUUGAAUAUUCGGACACGAAUAUUUUAAAGUCAGUUGGCGCCCCCGCCACCCGCGCACCCCCGCGCCAGCCAAAUAAACCCCGUGUAAACAGACAAGUCAGUGCGUGGUUAGUCACUGCCGCUGCGUUGUAGAGUGACCACGUUUUUUUCGCUGGCGAUAAAAUGAAGCUUAGCGAAGGCGAAACCUUAAAAUUGGUGCAAUUAUAUGGCGAAAACGAGUGCCUUUGGGAUAUUAAAUCCCUAAAUUACCGCAAUAAAGAAAUGCGGUCAACAGCGUUGCAAAAUAUGGCUCAACAAAUGCAAAUCGAAGGGCUCACUUCUACUGAAGUAAAAAAUAAAAUUAAAGCCAUAAGGGCUACAUAUUAUUUAGAGCUCGACAAGAUACAAAAAUCCACCAAAUCUGGCGCUAGUGGGAACGUAUAUGUCCCAAAAGUCAAGUGGUUUCAAGAACUGGACGGCUUUAUAAAAAAUGCUAUUGUAAAAAGAAAAACAAUGGAUAACUCAGGAACCAGCAACGAUGACGCUGAGUUGGGUGAAGCUGAGGGUGUUGGUGACGGAGCUGAAAAUGUAUCAAGAUCUACUGAAAAUAAUGAUAAUUCUACUGAAACGCCAACUCAAGCCAUCCAGACGCCAGUUCGACAUUCUGGGCCUCCGCGAUCAAAACGCUCCAAAAUAUCUCAGAUGGCCGCCAUGAUAAAGGACUUAAAAAGUAUGUCAAAUGAUGUUAAUAUGUCACCAUCUGAAGAAGAGUCUGACGCUGAUAUUUUCGGUAAACAUGUGGCGGCUCAACUAAAAAAACUGUCUGAAGAACAAUAUGUUAUUGCACAAGAAGAGAUCCAAAAAAUAUUAUCCAAAGCUAGAUUGGCUGAUAUACAACAAAAGAAGUAUACAGAAAAUGCACAAUCUUCAUCCCCUAACUAUUUUAUCCCUAGUCUACACAACAACAAGCAGCACAAGUAGCAUGGGAUUUUACUCCCUGGAGCCCAACCCAAUGACUGCAUCAAGCGACAACACCAUAACAUUUUACCCGCCAGAGGUUGCCGAGCCUGCCACUAGCAACAGCUCUUUAGGAUUUCAUGCUUCCGAUCGAUCAACGAACCCCACAUUUGUAAACCCCAGGCAGGUUAUAAUUACACCCUCAGUUUUGAAUUACAGCACAACGAAGAAGCUGAAAGUGAAAAUAACACUGCUGUUAACACGAUUAUGCGUGCCUAUGAAAAUUCUUAAUACUAUUUUGAUGUUGUAAGAAAUACAACAUUUUCUAAUAAUUUAAUAAUAAAAAAUUUCUUACCUUAA